AUGGUGGUAACACAUUUUUCCCCUUUUGUGAAACAAUGUUUAGUGACGGGUGGAGUGGCACUCAAUAUGGCCGGCAUGGGGCUGGUCUUGGGACUCUCCACCGUGCUACUCCCACAGCUGAGGGCACCAGACUCAACUAUACAAAUAGAUGACUCCUCGGGAUCGUGGAUAGCUGCCAUCCCUGCAUUUUCUAUUAUCGUUGGAAACUGCAUCGUACCUUCAAUAAUGACCAAAUUUGGAAGGAAAAUAGCAAUACUCACUACUACAACUAUAUCUGCUUUUGGAUGGGUGUGCCUCAUAUUAUCAAAUAGUGUCGAGUUCAUGAUCGCCGCUAGAUUCUUACAAGGUAUCCCAAUGGGCAUGAUCACAAUUUUAGGCCCAGUUAUAAUCGGCGAAUGUACCAGCCCUAAAAAUCGUGGUGCAUUCUUGAUGACUCUAUCAUUAUCUAUAGGUUUAGGAGUAUUUUUAAUUCAUACGAUAGGAAUCUAUUUGAAUUGGAAAACAACUUCUUAUAUAUGUAUUGUAUUCGUUUUAUUAAAUUUACUUAUUGUGCUAUUGACACCGGAGACGCCGAGUUGGCUAUCAAAUCAAGGUAAAUACGACGAAUGUAGAAAAGAAUUCAGAGCUCUAAGAGGCGAUAAUGAAAACGAUGAAUUAGAGAAAAUGAUAACAGCUGAUGUCGAUGUGAAUAAAGAAAAGGAAACCAGCGAUGUAUCGAAGACAAUUUUUAACAGAUUAGAAGCUAGUUUAAGUUAUAUAAAGGUUACAGUAAAAGAAAGAGCUUUCUAUAAGCCUAUAAUUAUAAUGUUGCAUCUUUAUACGAUGGCACAAUGGAGUGGAUCGAACGUAGUUACUUCAUAUACAUUAGAUUUAGUGGAACAUGUUAUUGGUUCUGAAGUCAACGUUGCAACAAUAGUAAUAUCAAUAGACAUACAAAGAUUGAUUACUAGUACAAUCAGUUUGAUCAUAAUAAAGAAGAUUCGAAGACGGCUGCUGUUAUUUUUAACAGUACCAUUGAAUAUAAUAAUGUACUUAAUUUUAGCUGGAUAUACGUAUGGAAAAGAGAAUAAUUUACUGCCAUACGAUAGUCCUUACAUUGGUAUUGUGUUGGUUCAUAUUCACGUCUUCUCCAUAGCAACAGGAGCGUUGCCUUUAUCAUAUGUGCUAUCUGGUGAACUGUAUCCUAUGCAAUACAAAGGUUUGUGUGGUGGAAUUAGUUCCUUGUUUAUGUCUUUAAACAUUUUCGUUGUUGUUAAAACUAUACCUGUUUUAUUUAGCUCAAUAGGCUUCUCAUUAGCAUAUUUGUUAUAUGGAUGUGUACUAGGUUAUUGUUUAUUUAUAGUAGGCAUAUUGUUACCGGAAACGAAAGAUAGGACGUUGCAAGAUAUUGAAGAGGAAUUGAGAGGACGACAAUGUCCUUUACCUAAAUAGUAUUCUUAUUUUUUUUAAUCAAAUGUAGAUAUUGGAAGCACCUGUAAGUAUUGAAAGUAAUUAGGGCUGUGAUAAUAUACCCAAUAAUUUGUUGGACACCAGUAAUGUAAUAGAACAAGAUACCAAAACUAUAGCGGCUAUGUAUAUAAAUAAAUUGGUGAAUAAAUACAGAAGAUAACU
Achroia grisella is the source of this 1611-nucleotide messenger RNA. Its product is annotated as facilitated trehalose transporter Tret1-like. Gene Ontology annotation, molecular function: transmembrane transporter activity. Gene Ontology annotation, cellular component: membrane. Gene Ontology annotation, biological process: transmembrane transport. The coding region runs from base 1 to 1431 and encodes 476 amino acids. The record is from RefSeq and is a predicted model, not a curated record. NCBI's taxonomy places the organism in Eukaryota, Metazoa, Arthropoda, Insecta, Lepidoptera, Pyralidae. The transcript is spliced from 3 exons.